Messenger RNA from Phoenix dactylifera (date palm), 2668 nucleotides. Its product is annotated as UDP-glucose 6-dehydrogenase 5. The record is from RefSeq and is a predicted model, not a curated record. Lineage: Eukaryota; Viridiplantae; Streptophyta; Magnoliopsida; Arecales; Arecaceae. Gene Ontology annotation, cellular component: nucleus. Gene Ontology annotation, biological process: glycosaminoglycan biosynthetic process. Gene Ontology annotation, molecular function: NAD binding; UDP-glucose 6-dehydrogenase activity.
AGUUACGAUUUUGAUUUGAUUUCUCUCAAAAAGUUGUGAUUUUUUUUUGCUUUUUAGCUAGCGGUAUUUUUGCUAUUAAAUCUGCGUUGCAGUCGUAUCUUGGCUCUUGGGUUUGAUAUCAUUGGAGAUUUCCCUGUUGAUAUGUAGUAUUUUGGUGCCCCCACGGCCAAAAAUGUGAUUUUUUUUUGGUCUUUUUUGUUGAUCUAUUGAAUCAAUGACCUUGUUGGCUUUCGACCGGCUGAAUUCGUUUUCUCCUUGCUUGUUGUUUGCUGCUUUAUGUUCUUAUCUUGUUUUAACGUAUUGGAUUAGGAGUUGGGCAGAUCUGUAGGUUUUAUCAAAAUUUUAGAUCUGAUGGGUAUAGCCUAGUUUAAAGUUGUGAUGAUGGUAGAAAUUGCUUCUUCACCGACAGGGGUCGUCGAUGCUGUUAUUCUCAAUUUGCUGAAAUAUUUGUUAGAAUGAGAGACGAUUCACGAAUGAAUCAAUGUAUCGAGAAUGCUUAUCUGAUAACUGGAUUUACUUAGAUUUCGACCACUUGGUAUAAAUAAAGUUCUAAAUUUUCACAGAAAUAUAUAUUCUUGCCUCCAACCUAUUUGUUGAUUUGUCUGAUGGAUCCUAGAUCUUUAACUGUUUUCUUCUUGUUUUUUCUUUGUUUUGAUGACGAUGAUGAUCUGAGAUGAAUAAUGAAACAAGAAUAGAAACAUCAGCAAGGAAGCAAACAGCAACAGGCCUUGGGACCAAAUCUUCUUAUAUCUUAUAUAAUUGCAGUUUUAAAUCAUGAUUAAUCAUGAUUCUUUGGCUUUGAUUGAUAGAGAAAUGUUGUGUGAUUGAAUACAAAUAACGUUCUGAAAUUGGGCACUUGGUAGAUCUUUCGCUGAGCUAUAAGGGCUAUUGAUAACUCAAAGAUGGUGAAGAUCUGCUGCCUUGGAGCCGGCUAUGUUGGUGGCCCAACCAUGGCUGUCAUUGCUCUUAAGUGCCCAUCCAUUGAAGUGGUUGUUGUUGACAUCUCCGUUGCCCGCAUCUCAGCAUGGAAUAGCGAUCAGCUCCCAAUCUAUGAGCCUGGCCUCGAUGAUGUGGUCAAGCAGUGCCGAGGGAGGAACCUCUUCUUCAGUACUGACAUUGAAAAGCAUGUCUCCGAGGCUGACAUCAUAUUCGUUUCUGUGAACACACCAACCAAAGCCCGUGGCCUUGGUGCAGGCAAGGCCGCCGAUCUCACCUACUGGGAGAGUGCAGCCCGCAUGAUUGCCGGCGUUGCCAAGUCCGACAAGAUCGUGGUUGAGAAGUCCACAGUCCCUGUCAAAACCGCCGAGGCCAUCGAGAAGAUCUUAACCCACAAUAGCAGAGGCAUCAACUUUCAGAUCCUCUCAAACCCAGAAUUCCUCGCAGAGGGCACAGCUAUCCAAGAUCUAUUUAAACCUGAUCGAGUGCUCAUCGGUGGUCGGGAGACACCAGCAGGCCAAAAGGCUGUUCAAGCAUUGAAGGAUGUCUAUGCCAACUGGGUGCCUGAGGAUCGGAUUCUAACGACCAAUCUGUGGUCUGCAGAGCUAUCAAAGCUUGCGGCCAAUGCCUUCUUGGCUCAGAGGAUCUCAUCUGUGAAUGCCAUCUCAGCACUUUGCGAGGCCACUGGGGCCAAUGUGGCUGAGGUGGCCUAUGCGGUGGGGAAGGAUACGAGAAUUGGACCCAAGUUCCUAAAUGCCAGUGUUGGUUUUGGAGGUUCCUGCUUCCAAAAGGAUAUCCUUAAUCUAGUCUACAUUUGUGACUGCAAUGGUCUUCCUGAGGUGGCCAACUACUGGAAGCAGGUCAUCAAGAUCAAUGACUACCAGAAGAGCCGGUUUGUGAAUCGCGUGGUGUCUUCCAUGUUCAACACCGUCGCCGGCAAGAAAAUUGCUGUGCUUGGUUUUGCAUUCAAGAAGGAUACCGGAGACACGAGGGAGACUCCAGCAAUUGAUGUCUGCAAGGGCCUCUUAGGUGACAAGGCCAAGAUCAGCAUCUAUGACCCACAGGUGACGGAGGACCAGAUCCAGCGUGACCUCGCAAUGAACAAGUUCGACUGGGACCACCCAAUCCACCUCCAGCCGAUGAGCCCGACGGCGGUGAAGCAGGUGACUGUGACCUGGGAUGCAUAUGAGGCCACAAAGGGGGCUCAUGGGGUCUGCAUUCUGACCGAAUGGGACGAAUUCAAGUCGCUCGACUAUAAGAAAAUCUAUGAGAGCAUGCAGAAGCCGGCAUUUGUAUUUGAUGGGCGCAAUGUGGUGGAUCCAGAGAAGCUUCGGGAAAUUGGCUUCAUUGUUUACUCAAUUGGGAAGCCACUGGAUCAUUGGCUUAAGGACAUGCCUGCUGUGGCCUAAAUGGUAGCCCUCUUAGAAGGGGAGGGAGAGAGAGGAGAUCAGUUGGAAUGUCGAGGGCUCGUCAUUUUUAGGCUCGCAAGCUUGGAUCGAAGAUUCUUUACAAUUGUUGUUCCUUUUGUUUAAGAUUUGGUGUUUCCUUGAUGGUCUGUUGUUUCCAAAUUUUAGUUAGGCAUGGCAGGGUCAUCUCUAUGUUUCCUCUGCCACUUUGGGUCUUACUAUCCAUUGUAUGGUGCCUUCUGCUGCAUUUAAGAAUAGAGCAGUAUCUAUUACUCUUCUCUAUGCUUUGUUGGUUCAGGCUAUUUCAGAAGGGCUUUUUCUUUUAA